This is a messenger RNA of Hyalella azteca, 2528 nucleotides long. Its product is annotated as methylmalonyl-CoA mutase, mitochondrial. The transcript is spliced from 17 exons. Gene Ontology annotation, cellular component: mitochondrion. The record is from RefSeq and is a predicted model, not a curated record. Gene Ontology annotation, molecular function: methylmalonyl-CoA mutase activity; metal ion binding; cobalamin binding. Bases 129 to 2528 code for a protein of 799 amino acids. NCBI's taxonomy places the organism in Eukaryota, Metazoa, Arthropoda, Malacostraca, Amphipoda, Hyalellidae.
UUGUAUUAAAGCAUAAUUUUAAUAUCCCUCAAGUUGAUUAAGAGUUACAAGUUAUACAAGAUUUGCUUCUGGUAUUGAGUUUACAGUGUUACUCCAUCACUGCAUCAGAAGCUUCUUGAAACACAGUUAUGCUUCUGCAUCUUCAGCACUGCAGGCUACAAGGCCAGCCAGUACUGCUGCGCCUGCUGCCAAGCUGCUGCCAGCACAACCUGCAGUGCAGCACUUCAUCUGACCAGACAAUCUCAUUAGACCCUGAGUGGGCAAAACUGGCCAAAAAGCAACUGAAAGGAGCUGAUCCUGCAGAGAAGUUGCUCUGGCACACACCUGAGGGCAUUACUGUUAAGCCUCUCUACACAAACAAAGAUGUCAAACAAAGCGUGUAUGAAGAGCUGCCCGGGAAGCACCCAUACACAAGAGGGCCAUACCCUACAAUGUAUGCAAAUAGGCCCUGGACAAUCAGGCAAUAUGCUGGCUUUAGCACAGUUGAAGACAGCAACAAGUUCUACAGAGAAAACAUUAAGGCUGGCCAACAGGGCCUCUCUGUGGCCUUUGAUCUUGCAACACAUAGAGGGUAUGACUCAGACAACCCACGCGUGCAUGGUGACGUAGGCAUGGCAGGCGUGGCCAUAGACUCGGUGGAGGACAUGAAGGCGCUGUUUGAAGGCAUCCCCUUGGGGCGCAUGAGCGUCUCUAUGACCAUGAAUGGAGCAGUCCUUCCAAUCCUAGCCAUGUUUGUAGUGGCUGGUCAGGAACAGGGCGUGAAGACAGAGGAGCUCUCAGGCACCAUCCAGAAUGACAUCUUGAAGGAAUUCAUGGUGCGCAACACGUACAUAUUUCCUCCCGAGCCUUCCAUGCGCAUCAUUGGUGACAUCUUUAAGUACACUGCUCAGAACAUGCCGAAGUACAACAGCAUCAGCAUCAGCGGCUACCACAUGCAGGAGGCGGGUGCCAACGCUGUGCUUGAAAUGGCCUUCACACUCGCGGAUGGCUUGCAGUAUUGCCAGACGGGCCUCGAGGCGGGCCUCAACAUCGAUCAGUUCGCCCCUCGUCUCUCAUUCUUCUGGGGCGUCGGCAUGAACUUUUAUAUGGAAAUAGCGAAAAUGCGAGCAGCGCGACGGCUGUGGGCUGAACUCAUCCAAGAGCAAUUCUCCCCUAAGGACGCACGCAGCUGCUUGCUCAGAACUCACAGCCAGACCUCAGGCUGGUCACUCACUGAGCAGGACCCAUACAACAACCUGAUCCGGACGACGGUGGAGGCGAUGGCCGCGGUGUUCGGAGGCACUCAGUCCCUGCACACGAACAGCUUCGACGAGGCCCUGGCGCUGCCCACGCCCUUCAGUGCAAGACUUGCCCGCAACACGCAGCUUAUCCUGCAGGAGGAGACUGGCAUAUCCAAGAUCAUAGACCCGUGGGCGGGCUCGUACGCGAUCGAGGCGCUCACGGACCAGCUUUGCGAGGCCGGCAUGAAAGUCAUCCGCCAGGUGCAGGAGAUGGGCGGCAUGGCUAAGGCUGUGGCCUCAGGCUGGGCUAAACUGCAGAUAGAAGAGUGUGCUGCUAAGAGACAGGCGAUGAUCGACAGCGGCAAAGAGGUCAUCGUGGGUGUAAACAAGUACAGGCUGGAGAAGGAGGACGACAUCGAUGUGCUGGUCGUUAAUAACGAGAGCGUCCGCAGCCAACAGAUCAACAAACUCAAGCAGUUACGUGAGUCACGUGACACCGAAGCUGUGACGGCAGCUCUAGCGGCGGUCACGUCAGCUGCACGUAACAGCGACAACAACCUGAUGGCGGCCGCCGUGGAGGCGGCGCGCUGUCGGGCCACCGUUGGGGAGAUCACCGAGGCCAUGGCGGAGGUGUGGGGACGUCACGUGGCCAGCGACAGGCUGGUGUCUGGGGCGUACAGCUCCCAGUACGGCGACAACGACGAUAUCGCCCGCGUUAUGCGACAGGUUGAUGAGUUCGUGGCCGCGGAGGGCCGCAGGCCCCGCAUCCUCGUGGCAAAAAUGGGCCAAGAUGGCCACGAUCGCGGGGCCAAAGUCAUCGCUACGGGCUUUGCUGAUAUGGGCUUUGAUGUGGAUGUAGGACCACUCUUUCAGACAGCGGAGGAGGUUGCCCAGCAGGCGGUGGAUGCUGACGUCCACGUGGUGGGCGCCUCGAGCCUAGCGGCGGGCCACCGCACGCUCGUGCCGCAGCUGGUGGCGGCGCUGCAGGCGGCGGGACGACCAGACAUUAAGGUGGUGGCGGGCGGUGUUAUACCGCCGCAAGACUAUGAGUUCCUCAAGAAUAGUGGCGUCGCCGCCAUCUUUGGUCCUGUGCUGCUGCUGGUGUUGCUUGCUAGUGCUGCUGCGGCACUAGACCUUUCCAAGAGUAAUGGAGCUACUCAGACCCGCCACAACGGCCAUUCCAGAGCUACUCAGACCCGCCACAACGUCCCAGAACUACUCAGGCUCACGACAAAAUUCAUUAUAUCCCCACGAGACGAGCGUCUCGCUGAGUCUGGAUACAUCGUCAACUCUGCACCCAUCUUCUAG